This is a messenger RNA of Microplitis demolitor, 1555 nucleotides long. RefSeq names its product traB domain-containing protein. Lineage: Eukaryota; Metazoa; Arthropoda; Insecta; Hymenoptera; Braconidae. Bases 272 to 1552 code for a protein of 426 amino acids. The record is from RefSeq and is a predicted model, not a curated record. The transcript is spliced from 7 exons.
GAUGAUGGUCUUAACUCUGUUAUAUUAUAUUUUCAUAAAAAUUUUAUUUAUAUAAAGUAAUGACUUCAUUAUUUUUAUCUCUUAACUAAUAUAUAGUUUUUUUAAAAUUUUAUCUUAUAAAUAAAUAUUUUUAAAUAAAUUUUAUAUAUUGUAUUUAUAUAUGUUAUUUGUUAUAUUAUAAUACAAUUGUUUGUUAGUUUUCAAAUGAUGAUCCACGUCAUUUAACCACAUAAAAUUCAUACUUUAGUAAUUAAUUAAACAAUUAUUCGCAAUGGAGCGCAUUGAAUCGAAAAAUUCUUUAAUUGGAAGUCAGGGUGUUCAACAAAUGCACUUGUCAGUAAUUAAACCACAACCCGAUUCGAAUAAUUCUUCAAUCAUAAAUGCUGAAAGUACAACUAAUCAUUCUAUUGAAAAUAAUGAUGAUAAAAGAUUUCAUUUGAAUCACGAAGAUACUGUCAUUGAUAUUGAUGAAAAUACAUAUGGAACGGAGAGUGAUACAGAAGAUAGUAGUUAUACAAAUUUAGAUGUAAACAAUUUAAAUGUAAAAAAUUUUAAUGUAAGAAAGUGCAGACCAUUCGGACAUAAUUUAGACUAUGAUGCGACUAUUGAUGACAGAUUACCUGAGACAGUUUCUCUAUUGACAACUCCAGAUGGUGGAAAAGUUUACUUAGUUGGAACAGCACAUUUCAGUGAAGAAAGUCAAAACGAUGUAUCUAUGAUUAUUCAAGCAGUUCAACCCCAUAUUGUAAUGAUUGAAUUAUGUGAUGCUCGUGUUCAUAUUUUACAGCUAGAUGAAGAAACUGUUCUUAAAGAAGCUGAAAAUUUAAAUAUGCAAAAAAUUCGUAUGAUAAUACAACGAAAUGGUAUCUUCAAUGGUAUAAUUUAUGUGCUAUUACUAAAUAUGUCAGCUCAUAUGACUAAACAAUUAGGAAUGGCGCCAGGAGGCGAAUUUCGACGUGCUUUUUCUGAGGCAAGAAAAAUACCAAAUUGUUUCGUCCAGCUUGGUGACAGGCCCAUUAAUGUAACGUUAAAACGUGCAUUAGCUUCAUUAUCAUGGUGGCAAGCAAUGACAUUAUUUUGGUGUCUAUUAAGGUCAAAAGAUCCAAUAAGCAAAGAAGACGUCGAACGUUGUAAGCGACGUGAUCUGUUAGAAGGAUUGUUAGCGGAAAUGACUGCUGAAUAUCCAACUCUCGGAGAAGUAUUUGUUAAUGAACGAGAUAAAUAUCUGGCUCAUUCACUCCAACUAUCUGUUAGACCUUUCCAAACAUCACAGGGUAUGAAGAGUACACGUGCCGUUGGAGUAGUUGGAAUUGGUCAUCUGCCAGGUAUAAUUAAAUACUGGGGCAAGGUACAGUCAUCUGAUAUCCUACCACUUAUGCAAAUACCAACGCAAUCUUUAUCAAGCAAAUUGCUUCGGGUUACUGUUCAAGUAUCCUUAGUAGGUGCAGUUAUUUACGUAGGUUACAAAUUCAUACCAAUUCCAUCGGUACUAUCAUUUCAAUCAUUAAAGUCAUCGGUUCAGGGACUUUUUAAGGUCAGUGCUAAUAAAUAGGAA